AUGACUCAAACAAAACGUGCGCUCGCUGGAGUUGAUAAUUUGGUUUUCGUUUCUGAUAGACAUCAAACCAUUUGCAAGGCAAUCGACAAGGUAUUUCCUGCUGCAUUUCAUUGCUUUUGUAUACAGCAUAUCAAGGUUAACUUGAUAGCAAAAUUUAAAAACGAUGCGAAGGCAGUCGAGGAACUAUUUUUAAAGGCUGCAAAGGCGUAUCGCGAGUCAUAUUUCAACUCAAUCUGGGCCCAACUUCGUGCAUACCCCGGUGUACGGGAAUAUCUAGAUGAUAUUGGGAAGGAGCGUUGGGCUCGUUGUUUCCAAACUCAAUUGAGGUACACACAGAUGACUACAAAUAUCGCAGAGUCUGUAAAUGCCCUCUUCAGGCACGCCCGUAAGUUGCCGGUUACCGCCUUACUUGACCACAUUAGAGGUAAGUUACAGAAUUGGUUCUAUGAUCGACGGACGCUUGCAGCUUCCCGAUCAACCAUAUUGUCCGACUACGCAGAAAACAUUUGUCAGGAGUUUGAUUACUUUAAGAUUCCGUGCUCUCAUGCUAUUGCGGCGGCGAUGAUGCGAAAUAUAAAUCCAUACAGUCUGUGCGACGAGGCAUAUACGACGAACUCCUGGAUAUUGGCUUAUGCAGAACCCAUAUUUCCAGUCGGACACGUCUCGACAUGGAACAGUUCGCCAGAGUUUGUCAACAUACCGGUGGAACCACCAAAGACUGUUCCAAGAGUUGGGAGGAGGAAGACAACUAGGAUUCCUUCCACGGGUGAGGUACGACAAACACGUAAGUGUGGUCGCUGUGGUGCGUGGGGACACAAUCGCAAAACAUGUAGCGAACCUCUUAUCACAUUGUGA
Molecule: messenger RNA, 855 nt
Organism: Momordica charantia (bitter melon)
Lineage: Eukaryota; Viridiplantae; Streptophyta; Magnoliopsida; Cucurbitales; Cucurbitaceae
Source: RefSeq, a predicted model, not a curated record